This is a messenger RNA of Penicillium pulvis, 2358 nucleotides long. Its product is annotated as DUF3824 domain-containing protein. Bases 1 to 2358 code for a protein of 785 amino acids. The record is from RefSeq and is a predicted model, not a curated record. The transcript has 4 exons. NCBI's taxonomy places the organism in Eukaryota, Fungi, Ascomycota, Eurotiomycetes, Eurotiales, Aspergillaceae.
AUGUCGUACGUUUACAGAGAGCGUGAGCGCGACCGCGACUAUGAUGACCGCAACGUCACCAUCAAGCGUUACGUCAUGCCAUCUGAUGAAAGAGAAGAACGACGAGAUUUCAUGAUGAGUCGAGACGAUUCCUACGGUGACCAUGAGCUGGUCAUUCGGCGCAAGACAGAACGCGAAGAACCGGUGACGAUUCAGCGCUACGAGAGAGAUAUUGAGUAUGAACCACCUGUUCGUCGCUACGAGCGGGAGUAUUAUGAACCCCGCUUCGUUAGCCCCCGCCAAUCUGAGUACGAAGUAGACGACUACCGCCGCCGCCGAGAUCUCAGCCCUGGCGACUCGGUCUCGCAGGUCAGCCGUCGCCGUGGUCGGACAGACUAUAGUAGCGAUGACGAAUAUUACUAUCACGAAGAAACUCGCACUUACGACGAUGACCAUCCCAAACAUCGCCGCCACCUGGCAGAAGGUGCCUUGGUCGGUGCUGGUGCAGCAGAGCUGUUCCGCAGCCAUCGCAAGCGUGAAGGUGAGGAAGUUAGCCAUGGUAUGGGCCACGCUAUGAAAACGGCUGGCGCUGGCGCAUUAGGCGCAGUGGCUGUCAAUGCUGCCUCGCAUGUCCGCGAUUACUACCGCAGCAAGAGCCGCAGUCGACACCGUGCUCGCUCAUUCGACGAUGAUCGUUCUUCUCACCGUCACAGCCAUCACAGCCAUGGCCGUCGCAGUCGUAGCCGCAGCCGCUCUCACUCGCACUCCCGCGCAAAGACCCUCAUGGAGGUUGGUUUAGGUGCUGCAGCAAUUGCCGCCGGUGUUGCAGCCUUGCGAAACAAAAAGAACACGGAUGAGCGUCGCGCCCGCUCUCGUACCCGUUCUCGUUCUCGAGCUCGCAGCAGCACUCGCACAGACAAGGAUGAUGCGAGCAGCGUGUCUCAGCGCAACAAGCACGCUGCGGGUGCUGGUUUGGCUGGUGCGGCUAUUGCAGGACUUGUGGAACAUCACCGGAGCAAAUCUCGUUCUCGUAAGGGCGAGCGCUCCCACAGCCGACUGAGAAAGGCGCUUCCUGUGGUUGCCGCCGGCCUCGGUACCGCAGCUGCUACUAGCCUCUGGGAGAAGAACAAGGCCGAGAAAGAAGGGAAAGAGUCAAGAAGUCGUGGAACAAGCCGAUCAGGCAGAUCUCGCAGCCGUGGAGCUCCGGACAGCGCAUACCCCGAUCCAACCCGUGACUCUGCAGGCCUGAUUGAGUAUGGCAAAGACCCUGUUACCGGCAGCAUCCCUGCUGAGCACUACUAUGGUGCUCCGGCGGAUGCCCCCUACUACUCGGAUGGUGGAGAGUACAGCCGUCGCCGGAGCCGCAGCCGUAGCCGCAGCCGUGGUGGCCGGUACAAUGACAGCUCCUCUGGCUCAGACCGAGGGUCACGUCGUCGGAACAGAAAGCACCGCAGCCGUUCACGAGAUAUAGCUGGAGCAGCACUUGGUGCUACAGGCUUGGGAUAUGCCGCUCACAGAUACUCUCAAUCUCGGGAACGAAAGAAGGCCGAGCGGGAACAAGAUAGGGCUCGGUAUGACGACACUGUUCACCACGAUCCAUACGAGGAGUCCUAUGAUCCGGAGCCCUACCCGGCUUCUCAUGCCGCUCCCGGCUACCAGGAGCCUCCAGCCAACUACUAUCCCAACACCAAUAGCUUUCCCCCGCCUCCAGGAUCCACUACAAACUUGCAUGGUGCACCUUCACCAAUGGCCUACAAUCCUGCGGACUACCCACCUCCCCCCGGCGCAGCACCCCAGCCCCAGCCAUACAAUUAUGGAGCACCAGGCCCAGGAACCGAGCAGUAUGCCCCGCGGCCACGGAGGGUUGAUGAGAAUGUGAGUGCCCAGCAGCGCUCCACCCUACCCACUGAUCUCCACACGCACGAUGAUCUAGCCAAUGAUUCCCAACUGGCCGAAGCAGAUUCCUCACCGCGAUCCAGCAGCCAAAGUGAACCGCCUGCAUCCAAGUCCGUCUCAUUCAACCUGAAUUCAGACAAUGAGCAGCUCACAGAUCGUGGAUACGAGACGGAUGACAGUGACUCUACCAUCGAAGAUGGACAUCAUUCACAUCACCACCGCCGCCGACGCUCGUCUUCCGUGCCUUAUCCACCCACGUCCCAUCACCGUUCCGCUGGUCACUACCCCAGUCAUGCACACCCCCAGCACCAUUCAUCAACCGACUUAUCAAAACAUAAAGCCCCAGAAUUAGACUCCGACUCGACGAUUGAUCUCCCUGAGCGGUUUGAUAGAAAAGGUCGUCUUCUCAAGGAAGAAGAAGACGAUCCAACCGUUGCAAAGAUCGAGGACUUUAUCAAUCGUUUCACAAAGGUCUUAUUCUAG